Amphibalanus amphitrite is the source of this 1589-nucleotide messenger RNA. Its product is annotated as microfibril-associated glycoprotein 4-like. Lineage: Eukaryota; Metazoa; Arthropoda; Thecostraca; Balanomorpha; Balanidae. The record is from RefSeq and is a predicted model, not a curated record. The transcript has a single exon. Bases 105 to 1343 code for a protein of 412 amino acids.
AGGUCAGCCGUACCGAGCUCUGCAGACGACCUGCCAGCUCCGAGCCGUCAGUCCGAGGUCGGCAGCCGGCGCUGAAGGCCUGCCAUCUCUGUGUCCGUGCCACCAUGUCGGCCCUCAGCGGCGGGGUGGCAAUGCUUCUUAGUUUAGCCCUGCUCAUCGUGACGGCCGGCUGUGACGAGGGCCAUUCCGUCCCGCAGGGGGAAGCUACACAGCAACUGGUGCGUGAUCAACUGCAGUCAGGAACGGCACGUCUGGAGAGCAGGCUAGAGUCGAGGAUGCAGGCUCUGGAGCGCGGAAUGGAGUCACGCUUGGAGUCCAUCGAAGACAGGCUGACUCUGCUCGACUCCCGAAUGGAGGAGCUGACCGGCCGACUGGACGGCCAGCAGACUCAGCUGGACGAGGUCGUCACCCAGCUGAACGGCCAAAAAUCCCAGCAGGACGAGACAACAGUCACUGUGAACGACCUCGCAGAACGACUGAGUGCUAUCGCCACCAACAUGGAAAAACAUGUGACUGAAAUGCGUCAAUUGGCUACAAGGCUCGACAGCCAGCACUCACAGCCGGACCAACUCGAUGUUCAACCCACAGAACAAAAAACCAUGGACAGUGACGCUACAGUGACUAUAGAUAACGGUACAGUGAACCAGCAGUACCCACGUGAUUGCAGCGACCUGCCUGUCGACUCCCCAUCUGGAGUCUACCUCCUUCGGCCGAGUGGCGAUAGCCAACAACCACCCGUCGAGGCGUACUGCGAUAUGGACACUGACGGAGGGAGGUGGACGGUCUUUCAGCGGAGAGACAACAUCCAACCCCGCCAGGACUUCUACCUCGGGUGGAAGGAGUAUAAGGAGGGAUUUGGUAAUGUAGCCCAGGAAUUCUGGUGGGGCUUGCAGAAAGUGAGGCAGCUGACCUCAUCAAACGACCGACGGUACGAGCUACGUAUCGACCUAGAGGCGUUCGACGGCAAUCGAUCAUACGCUACAUACCAGGGAUUCGGCGUCUCGUCUGAGGUGGACGGCUACAGACUGAGCGCCUCCAAUUACACGGGAACUGCCGGGGAUGGUCUGCGGCUGAACGUGAAUAUGAAGUUCUCGACCCGUGACCGUGACCAGGACGACUCGUCUUACCGUCACUGUGCACAGCGCCGUCAGGGGGCCUGGUGGCACGGAGCGUGUGGGUCCAGCAGCCUGAACGGACCGUACAGGGACGGCGGCGAGUGGGCCAUCACUGGAAUAUGGUGGUGGAAGUGGAGGGACUAUAACUCACUGAAGAAGACCGAGAUGAAGAUCAGGCCCGCGUACCUAACUAAUCUCGACACAAAGGAGGACAUCACUGUGGUGUAGCUAACCAGGUGACAAGUGCACCGUGCCGCUGCCACGGUCAUUAACUAACUAGCACUAUAAUGUGCGAUUAUCUAUACACAUCUGUUAAAUUUUACUCAGUUAAUAUCUGACUAGAUGGUGCUAACUGCUAUUUUGUACUUAUGUUGGUCUUUGGAACAUAUAUAAUUGGCAUUGUAAUCCUUAUAUAUCUGAUCACUAGUUCAAUCUUAUUGUUAUAUGUGCGCAAAAUACAACUAUACAAACUUA